UUAUUUGAGUAGCCAUGUGGGAAAACCCUUUUACUCUGCCUGAGAUGUCCCACCCAAAUAAAAUCGGAGUGGCGUAGUCACGAAUACUGAACAAGAGUACCUACUCAUCUGCUUUCUCAGCACUAUACAGUGUGUGGAUCUCAGUAGGAGUUUUCUGUGUGUUUGGACUCACUAUUAUAAAGAUGGCGUUUAUUAAAGAGGAGACUGAAGACGUGAAGAUUGAAGAAACAUUGAGAGUCAAACAAGAAGAUACUGAGGAACAAACAGACCUCAUGCCGCUGAAAGUGGAGCACAUGGUACCAAGUGAAAAGGAGGCGAAUGAACAAAAGGAGACUCAUCAUGAUUUUAAAACCGGAGAAGAAUCUUUGAGUUGGCCACAGAUUAAAGAGACUUUCUCACAGAAGACUGCUCAUAAAACAGGAACUACAGGUUAUUUUACCCCUUUUCAUUGUGAAAAGAGUUUCGGUGAACAUGGGAACCUUGAAGUUCACACUGAAGGGAAAACUUUUAACUGCCAACAGUGUGGAAAAAGUUUUAAUCAAAAAGGAAACUUUAACAGGCACUUGAAAGUUCACACUGGAGACAAGCCUCACAUCUGCCCUGAGUGUGGAAAGUGUUUCGAAAGUAAAGAAAACCUUAAAGUGCACAUGAGAAUUCACACUGGAGACAAGCCUUUUAACUGCCCUGAGUGUGGAAAGUGUUUUGAUCAUAAUGGAAACCUUAAAGUGCACAUGAGAAUUCACACUGGAGACAAGCCUUUUACUUGCCAACAGUGCGGACUCAGUUUCACUCAUGAAGGAAACCUUAACAGGCACAUGAGAAUUCACACUGGAGACAAGCCUUACACCUGCAAACAGUGUGGAAAGUGUUUUGGUCAACAUGGAAGCCUUAGAGUUCACAUGAGAGUUCACACUGGAGACAAGCCUUACAUCUGUCCUGAGUGUGGAAAGAGUUUUGGUCAACAUGGAAACCUUAAAGGGCACAUGAGAAUUCACACUGGAGAGAGUCCUUUUAUCUGCCAAAUGUGUGGAAUGAGCUUCAUUCAGAAAGGAAACCUUAACAAACACAUACGAAUUCACACAAGAGAAAAACUUUAUACAUGCCCUCAGUGUGGAGAGAGUUUCGAUCUACAAGGAAGGUUUGAAGCCCACAUGAGAGUUCACACUGGAGAGAGUCCCUUCACCUGCCAACAGUGUGGAAAAAGCUUUACUCAAAGAUCAAACCGUAACUGUCACAUGAGAAAAUUACACGGCAUAUUUUCAACACGAUCUUGAUCAACACAAGGAUUCAUUUGAGAGAAAUAUUAUAUGUCAUCAGUGUGGAAUGAGUUUCGUCAAACAGGAAUCAUGUAUUAAUUUUAUUUUCUUCCCACUGGUCUCUUUUUCUGCGACUAACUUCUCAGUUGGGAAUUAAUGUAUUCUGAUGAACUUGGAUCAUAGUAUAUAGUUAUAUGGAAACUAAAGUGUUUAAC
Molecule: messenger RNA, 1471 nt
Organism: Carassius gibelio (silver crucian carp)
Lineage: Eukaryota; Metazoa; Chordata; Actinopteri; Cypriniformes; Cyprinidae
Product: gastrula zinc finger protein XlCGF8.2DB
Exons: 3
Coding region: 183-1274 (363 amino acids)
Biological process (GO): regulation of DNA-templated transcription
Molecular function (GO): RNA polymerase II cis-regulatory region sequence-specific DNA binding; DNA-binding transcription factor activity, RNA polymerase II-specific
Source: RefSeq, a predicted model, not a curated record